AUGGAUGUGACCAUGAAGGCUAUUCAACUGCGAUGCCCUGGACCAUGGGGAGGAUGUGGUGGAGAAGUUUGGGACGACGGAGUUUUUUCUAAUGUCAAACAAGUGCGUGUUUGUUUGGACUCAUUUAACUCAGACAUAUGUGGAUUGCAAGUUACAUAUGAAAAGAAAAACAGAACAUCAUUUAGGUCACAACUCCACGACGGCCCUGGUCAUCAUGUUGUAUCGCAUCACACAUUAAGUUUUGAGAUAAAUGGUCACGAAAAUGAGUUCUUGAUUGCUGUGGAAGUUUUUAUAGUCCAAUCGAAGCAGCAGGUUACUAUUGAGAAUGCUCCCCGGGAAUAUUUGAUAGGCAUUAACGGCACAUUAGGACAUUAUGCCGGCAAUUUGGUUGUAAAAUCUCUUUGUUUUACAACUAAUUUAAAGACUUAUGCACCAUUUGGAACCAAGGCUAGUGAUGGAACUAAAUUUUCACUUGUUAUGAAAGAAGGUGGUGCAAUUGUGGGUUUCCACGGGCGUUCUAGUUGGUACCUUGAUGCCAUUGGUGUUUAUUUGCAGCAAGUUACUACAUUCACUCAAGUUGAAAAAGUUGUGCCAAAGAAACCUAAAAUUGAAGAAACUGCUGAAUUCCAUGACGCUAAUUCUGGUUGCUGGUUGAAUGAAGUUCAAAACAUCGGUGUGAUGAUUACUCUUGUGCCGCGAAGCGCUGGACCUUGGGGAGGAUGUAGUGGAAAACCAUGGGAUGACGGAGUAUUUACUACUAUCACGCGAGUGAUCCUUCAUGUGGACACAUGUUUUUCAGCCAUAACCGGACUGGAAGUUCAUUAUGUAAAAGAAAAAGCAUCGCGUAGGUCACAUCGUGGUGAUAGAGUUGGGAGCGACGGAAUUAUAAUAAACAUUGAUGGUGAAAAUGAGUUCUUGAUUGGAGUUGAUGGAUUUUAUGGUCCGGCUAUGGUUGAGAAUUUUGGUGGGAGCACAGACGCAAUAAAACAGAUAACAUUUUAUACAAACAAGAGAAAAUUUGGCCCCUACGGACGUGAUAUUGGAACUUAUUUUAGGUCUGCAGCAGCAAGAGGAAGGAUUGUUGGUUUUCAUGGCAGAAGUGGUGCUUGCUUGUAUGCUAUUGGUGUUCACAUGGAUUAUUUCUAA
Molecule: messenger RNA, 1146 nt
Organism: Nicotiana attenuata
Lineage: Eukaryota; Viridiplantae; Streptophyta; Magnoliopsida; Solanales; Solanaceae
Product: jacalin-related lectin 3-like
Exons: 6
Coding region: 1-1146 (381 amino acids)
Molecular function (GO): carbohydrate binding
Source: RefSeq, a predicted model, not a curated record